AUGGUCAACUCCUGUUGUGGCUCCAGUUGCUGCAAGCCCUGCUGCUGCAUCUCCAGCUGCUGUCGUCCCUCCUGCUGUGGUUCUAGUUGCUGUGGCUCCAGCUGCUGCCAACCCACCUGCUGCCAGACCACAUGCUGCAGAACCACUUGCUGCCACCCCAGCUGCUGUGUAUCCAGCUGCUGCCGCCCUGCCUGCUGCAUUUCUAGCUGCUGCCACCCCUCCUCCUGUGGAUCCAGCUGCUGUGGCUCUAACUGCUGCCGCCCCUCCUGUUGCUGUCCCUCCUGCUGCCUGCGCCCAUGCUGUGAAGAAACAUGCUGCUGCCCUUCCAGCUGUGAUUCCAGCUGCUGCAGGCCCAGCUGCUGCAUCUCUAGCUGCUGCCGCCCCACCUGCUGCCAGACCACCUGCUGCAGGACCACCUGCUGCCGCCCCAGCUGCUGUGUGUCCAGCUGCUGCCAGCCCUCCUGCUGUGGUUCCAGCUGCUGUGGCUCCAGCUGCUGCCGCCCUGCCUGCUGCAUUUCUAGCUGCUGCCACCCCUCCUGCUGUGGAUCCAGCUGCUGCCGCCCCUCCUGCUGCUGCCCCUCCUGCUGCCUGCGCCCAGUCUGUGGCCAGGUCUCCUGCCACACCACUUGCUAUCGCCCCACCUGUGUCAUCUCCACCUGCUCCCGCCCCAUGUGCUGUGCCUCCUCCUGCUGCUGAGCCCCUUCCCUAAACCCACCCUCUCCCUUCAUUGGGUUCAUCAUAGCAACAGACUCCAUACACCAUAUGGAUACCUUGGAGGUGGCCAUUCCCAGCAACUAUGUGUCUACAUCCCAGCCUCAGGCCAAACUCUCACCUUUUCCUCAAGUGGGCCUAGAAUAUGAAAUUAGGUGAUAUUCAUAGAAAGAAAUUACUAGAAUUGCCCAAAUUCUAUUUCUGACCUUUUGAUUUCUGGGCACCACGUCACCCUGCCCCAAACACAGAAAUUCCAGCAGAGCCUGCAAGGGCACUACUGUCACAGCCUCAAAUCCAAAAGUCUGUGUUCCUUUUAUAGGAAGAUUUCCGUAUCUUAUUGCUACUUUUGAAUAA
Messenger RNA from Lutra lutra (Eurasian river otter), 1065 nucleotides. RefSeq names its product keratin-associated protein 4-12-like. The coding region runs from base 1 to 696 and encodes 231 amino acids. Lineage: Eukaryota; Metazoa; Chordata; Mammalia; Carnivora; Mustelidae. Gene Ontology annotation, cellular component: keratin filament. The transcript is spliced from 3 exons. The record is from RefSeq and is a predicted model, not a curated record.